GGUUGGGUAGCGUGAGAGUUGAAAACGUUGAAAGGACCAAAAAGAGGAAGGCAGAGGAUAGAACCGCUAAGGCACUGCGUUCUAACGGACAUAACCUAAAGCUAAUGAACUGACCAAUCAACAAAAACAUCAACAACCGAAACUUUCGGAUAUUUCUGAAUAAAUGAUGGAGUAUAACACAUAACGGAGUUGGAUGAACAUCAGGUUAUAAAGAAUAGGAUCAAUUUUGAACCACCAUCCAAGCACCAGGCAGCUGUGGAAUCUCGGUGAUGCUGUUAGUUCAAAGGAGAGAAGCCGCAGUCCGCCGCGCAGUCUCCAGUGUUGUGGCGCCCUCUGCUGUGUGACAGGGGAAGGCCGGGCAGGAUGGCGUUUCAGCUGGAGGAGGGGAUGAACUCCGUCAUCGUCCACCACUACAACCACUCGGGCAAGCUGGAUCGCCCGCGCAGCAGCGGCGCCUGCAAGACCGUGUUCCUCCUGCUCAUCUGCGUGCUGAUCGUCCUGGAGAACGUCAUGGUGCUUCUGGCGCUGUGGAGGAACAAGCGCUUCCACAGCCGCAUGUACUUCCUCAUCGGGAACCUGGCCCUGUCGGACAUGCUGGCGGGCGUGGCGUACGUGGUCAACAUCUUCACGUCGGGCAGCCGGACGUUCUACCUGAGCCCCUUCCAGUGGCUGGCCCGCGAGGGCAGCAUGUUCGUGGCCCUGAGCGCCUCCACCUUCAGCCUGUUGGCCAUCGGCAUCGAGCGGCACAUGACCAUGGUGCGUCUGAGGCCGUGCGAGGCGGCGGGCCGGGGCCGCCUCCUGGCCCUGCUGGGCUGCUGCUGGGCCGUGUCCUUCCUGCUCAGCGCCCUGCCCAGCCUGGGCUGGAACUGCCUGGGCCGCCUGGCCUCCUGCUCCACCGUGCUGCCCCUGUACGACAAGAGCUACGUGGCCUUCUGCAUCAGCGUGUUCAGCGCCCUGCUGGUGGCCAUCGUCAUCCUCUACAUCCGGAUCUACCGCCUGGUGACGUCGAGCGGGCGGCGGGUCAGCAGCCGGCCGUCGGAGCGCUCGCUGGCCCUGCUGCGGACGGUGGUGAUCGUGCUGGGCGUGUUCGUCCUGUGCUGGGCGCCGCUCUUCCUGCUGCUGCUGCUGGACGUGGGCUGCAGCCCCGAGCGCUGCCCCGUGCUCUACCAGGUGGACUGGUUCAUCGCCCUGGCCGUGCUCAACUCGGCCCUCAACCCGCUCAUCUACACCCUGUCCAGCAGGGAGAUGAGGGCGGCCUUCUUCCGGCUGCUGUGCUGCUGCCAGGGCCAGCUGGAGGCCACGGCCCCGGCGCCGGGGAGCCCCCACCUGGGGACACUGGCUCCCACCGUGGAGAACAGCCAGACCAGCAUGGGGGGCAGCGGCCAGGCCGGAGGGCCCAGGCCCGCCCUGACCCGGGGGAAAGCGGCCCCGCCUGUCAUCUCCAACCACGGGCACGGCGACCCGUCGCCCGCCGGCACGCCACACCCCUCGGGGCCCGCCGACCUUCUCUCGGCCGUGCUGGUGAAGGCAGGGGCACUGCCCUCCCUCAGCAAGCUCUGAUUGGUCAGGUUAGGGUUAGCAAGCUCUUAUUGGUCAGGUGGCCCGUUUGGCCGGUGCUGGUCAUGUGAGGUGAGAGGGUGAGACUGUGGAGCGUGAGGGGGACUCAGAGCACAGCGGCUCGCCCACAAGCACUGGUGGGAGAACGUCAGGUGUCUCUCACGGCUCCUGUAGCACGGAGGGAGAGGGUCCAAACAGGAGAACAUAUGACUAUCUUGGACUCUAACCAUAUAAAGCCACUAUUUUUUACAGUCUGCUUCAAAAGCACCACUGAACUGGUGUUUUCUGCCCGUGUAAACACAUGAAUCUUUUCGCGAUGGAACGGAAUGCUUUUGGGGGGUCAUCCAAUCAGGAUGCAGGAGCGAGCUGUUGAUUGACAUUCCACGGUGUUCCACUGACUGGCUUGUGAGGACAAAUGAGGUCACUGUUUACUGCACCUGCAGUGCACGAUGAACUUAUCAGUACACCUGCCUUUACUUUUAUUAUAAUAAUUAUAGGAUACAAUAUUUAUUUUCCAAGAAGUUCCAGGCCUUCUCAGUAUUAUGAAAUGUGUGAUAAUUCUUUGUGUGUAUUAAAUGCUUUCACGGUACAGUGGCUUUAGUAUUAAUAUUGUUAAGAUUUGUAAAAAUGAACCGUCAGGCAGUAUUAGUUCUGCUUCCCAAAAACAAAGACACAUGCCACUUACACUUACACUAACCACUAGUGAAUAAAAGUUGUAUUUAAAAGGAUGAAAGUUUUACUAGUUAGCAAAUGUACUGUGAUUACAUUUCAGCCUAAACUUUUCUGGUUUCGAAUACCUUUACAAAUGAAUAAAAUACAAUUCCUCCUUUUUCUAAGA
Osmerus eperlanus (European smelt) is the source of this 2395-nucleotide messenger RNA. RefSeq names its product sphingosine-1-phosphate receptor 3a (gene s1pr3a). Gene Ontology annotation, biological process: adenylate cyclase-activating G protein-coupled receptor signaling pathway; regulation of metabolic process. The coding region runs from base 364 to 1560 and encodes 398 amino acids. Lineage: Eukaryota; Metazoa; Chordata; Actinopteri; Osmeriformes; Osmeridae. The record is from RefSeq and is a predicted model, not a curated record. Gene Ontology annotation, molecular function: sphingosine-1-phosphate receptor activity. Gene Ontology annotation, cellular component: plasma membrane; cytoplasm. The transcript has 2 exons.